AUGUUCAGAGCCGUACCAUUGACCUUGAGAGCCAGCCGUGGUUUUUCCACCAGUUUCAUCAGACGUAAUGUCAUCCAAGACCUAUACUUAAAGGAAUUGAAGGCCGUGAAUUUGAAGCCAAUCACAGCUGCCGAUGCCCAAGGUGCUGUUAAGCCAUGGACCACCCCAGCUGCUCCAAAGCUUCCAGAACUAGAAUUGCAAUCUGCCGAUGCUUUGAAGGAAUACGCAUCUUCUGGUGUCGAAACCGUCAGCGAAGCUAAUGAACAAUCUGCUGAAGUUGAAGAAGGUGACUGGUUAGUGUUGGAAGAAUUGGAAGAUGCUCACCAUUAA
Kluyveromyces lactis is the source of this 330-nucleotide messenger RNA. RefSeq names its product ATP synthase subunit H. The transcript has a single exon. The coding region runs from base 1 to 330 and encodes 109 amino acids. NCBI's taxonomy places the organism in Eukaryota, Fungi, Ascomycota, Saccharomycetes, Saccharomycetales, Saccharomycetaceae. The record is from RefSeq and is a predicted model, not a curated record. Gene Ontology annotation, biological process: proton motive force-driven ATP synthesis.